Helicoverpa armigera (cotton bollworm) is the source of this 1161-nucleotide messenger RNA. RefSeq names its product stress-associated endoplasmic reticulum protein 2. NCBI's taxonomy places the organism in Eukaryota, Metazoa, Arthropoda, Insecta, Lepidoptera, Noctuidae. The record is from RefSeq and is a predicted model, not a curated record. Gene Ontology annotation, biological process: endoplasmic reticulum unfolded protein response. Bases 186 to 380 code for a protein of 64 amino acids. The transcript is spliced from 3 exons. Gene Ontology annotation, cellular component: endoplasmic reticulum.
UUGUGAGUGUAACAUUAAUUGACGCGUGUCUGGUACAUGCGCAAUACAAACUUGCUUUCAAAUGACGCGUUUGACACUUCUGUCAUUUCACUUUUUACAUACGUGUCAAGCGAACUUGCGCGUUUGGCUUUAGCGGCCCUUAAUUUUAGGAAAUAAUUGACAAAUAUACCUGCUAAUCAUUGAAAAUGGCACCGAAACAGAGGAUGCGUAUCGCCAACGAAAUUGCCAGCAAAAACAUUACCAUGAGAGGCAAUGUGCCAAAGUCUACCAAGGAAAAGGACGACCAAUACCCCGUCGCGCCCUGGUUGCUGGCUCUCUUCAUCUUCGUAGUUUGCGGUUCAGCAGUGUUCCAAAUAAUCCAAUCCAUAAGACUUGCCUAGGUCCCCUCUCUUGUGAUUCCCACCCUUGACUGAAUACCUUACCAUUGUGGCUUGAACUGUUUCCUACUCACUUCUGCUAGCCUAGUACUUUUUUGAACGGAUGGAAUUAAAAUAUCUUCAAUAACUUUGCUAAGUAACAGCCUAGUUAAAACAUGCUAAUUUGGUUAUAUUAUUUAGUAUAGUUGAAAAUACUAUGUAGUAGAAAAUAAUCAAAAUGUGUGUAUUUUCGUCCUUCUUGCAAGAUCAUGUUUAUAUGAAACUUUUCAAGCCACGAAAUCCAGUAGUAAAUUACAAUAAAUUUUAUAAAUAUUGUCCACAUUAGGAGUUCUGCUCCCACUGUGUACAAUGACUGCGCAACUAUCUAUGUAGCUUUCAAAGUUGCAUUACUUUAUCUUUAGUUAUUCAUAAGCGCAGGUUUUAAAAACAAUAUAAUCUCAAGAAAAAAAAAACAUAAUUGUACGUACUAUAUUCUUGUAUAUUGUAAAAAAUGAAUUAAUGUUAAGGUGAAGAUAAAAAUCGAGAGCAUUUAGAUAAAUGUUGUUGAAAUUCAUUCCUUUAAGUUUUAUUUGAGACCAAUAAGUGUAGACGCACAACACGCGGUUUAGCGCAAAUGAAUCGCGGUUUUUAAUUUUUUUGUAUUCGAUUUUAGUUGAAUUUUUAUUGUAAAAAUAUGAAUGAAAUUAUUUUAUAUCCGCGCCACGCUAACGAAAUUAUUUGUCGGUACUAUUUUUAAUUUUAAAUGUAAUUUAUUUGAUUAAAAACAGUAUAUUUGUCAUAUUAA